GCUGUGCUGGCUGCAGGAGAGAAGCGAAAGGUCUUUCCAGCCGGGUAGUCAGUCGGGCAUUGUCAGUGACGAAUUCAGGCAAUCGGCGCUGCGCUCUCACUGCCGCCGCGUCGUUGCUCGUGGGUGAUACAUUGCCUAACUGUGUGUCUCGGCUUAACAAGUUUCAAAAGAAGAUUCCGCCAGCCAGCCUGCCGCUCAUCCCUCGUGCUCGGGAAAAGCCACACUUUUCACUGGAUCAAGUGAAUGAAGGGCCUCUCGGCAUUAUCAGCCGGCGAAGACGAACCCUUCUGAAUCUUCGCAAUCAGCAUCAGCAGCGCGAGCGAAAUGGGCGGCGAAAACAGACUGCUGCGCCUUCUGCUGCUGCUUUUUUCCUUUUCGCAAGCGAGCAACGGCUUGCGGGACCUGGAGAUAAAAGUGCCGGAGGCCGUUCGUCGGGGCAGCAGCGUGGAGUUGACCUGCGACUACGACUUGGAAGGCGCCCUCCUCUACUCGAUCAAAUGGUAUAAGGACGACCAAGAGUUUUUCAACUUCGUCGCUAAAGAGGCUCCGCCCACCAGGGUCUUCCCGGUCCCCGGAGUUUCGGUCGAUGAGUUCCAGUCUGGCAAUAAAUCGGUGAUGCUGAGGAACGUGCAGCGCGAACUAACCGGCAUCUACAAGUGCGAGGUUUCCGGCGACCAGCCCACCUUCCACACCGACGUCAAAACUGCCCCAAUGCUGGUCGUUGACGUGCCACAGGAAACGCCUCGAAUCGAAAUCGAAAAGAACCGCUUCAAGUUGGACGAGCCGAUUGUAGCCAACUGCAGCUCAGCGCUCUCCUACCCGGCAGCAAACAUCACUUGGUUCGUCAACGGCCUGCAGAUCGCUCCGCGGCGCUCGUGGAUAAAAGAGGAAGGCGCCGGACUGGAGACGGCAAUUUCCGAAAUGCGAAUCUACCGGCCGAUUUUCACCGAGGGAAAACUCAAUCUACGAUGUGUGGCCAGUCUUUUCAACUUGUACCGCAGGAUCGCCGAGCUUGUCGUCCAGCAGUCCGACCAGGAAACUUCGCCGUGGCCACCUGCGUCUGUCAGGCACAGCGACUCGGCCAGCGCCGCAGGACGAGGAGGCUCUCUCGCGGUGGCAGCUCUCUUGGCCGCCAUAAUCUCCAUCAUCAGGUAAUUGAUGAGGCUGGCAGGCUGCUAAAUUAGUUAAGCGCUUUUUGCAACCGAACCGAGAGAAGAAGAGGCGGCAGAAGAAAAAGGCUAGACGGACAGCGAAGAAAGAAGUAAGACGGACAGCUCGCCGGUCCGUCUAUUGAUUCCGAGGUUGCUAAUGACAGGAAGAGCUGGCGGACGUGGGUUAAAAUGGAUUAAUGUUGUUGUUAGUGGUGAGGUGAAGUGGAAAAAAGGUGCUAAUUGAGACAGCAACACGCGCGGCGCGCUGGCCCGCCGUAGACAUUUUUAAUUGAACGUGGCAGGCAGGCAGUGCGAGCGCAGUGAGUUUCGCAGAGAGGCAGAGAGUCAGUCAGUGUUCCGCGUGGCUAAAUUCCGUGUGUUAUUUCUCUGCGUAAUGAGAAUUUCCGCAGCUCUCAUAUUCGGUGUGCCCUCUGUACGCCCCCCUUUGAAGUAGCAAGGUCCUCCUCGGCAGUGAACCAGCCAAGGUGUGGGACGCGGAAAAUUAGUUGAUUCGCCUGCUCCCCCGCACCCCCCGGCUGCCCCUCCGGUGUAGAGCGUGGAGAUGUUCAUCGUCGCUUCUUCUGAUUAUAAUUGGAUUCUUAAUUGGAGCAAGAUUUUAACAAGACUGUGAUGUGCCGGCAGCUGGAAAAAGCACCAGCUCGUGUUUUCUGCCACUGCUGCUGUUCUCCCCAAUCGAAAAAUGUUUGUGCGCGCAUCUUUUGCGUUCUCGUUAUCUGGCUUGAUGACGACGGCGCGAAAGAAAAGCGAGAUGCUCGAGUGCUAUAUUGCCGGCGCGCACGAUUCAGGGCGGAAACCGUGUUUCUCUGUGCGCGCUCGAUCUCUCACGAACUCACAUUUUGCUAGAGUGGCUACAAAAUCGGCUGCGCAGCCGAGACACUCGACCCGGGUGUCUUAAUAUCACCCUUUAAUACAUGUGCCAAUUUCUUGAGCUCAGUCAGUCCGUAGUUUCGCAAGCGGAGCCUAUUCCACGCAGAAUCGCUUUUUGGUUCUUGACCAUUCCAUUGUAGGUGGCGGAGGGAAUGCAGUCAAUUCCUGACGUUUUAAAAUUUUGCCAAUAAUCCUUAUGUGUGUAUAGCUUGAAAGAAAAUUUGAGUCUACUAAAAUUGAAGAAAAUAAUUUUUACCUAUUAAGAAAGGAGAUGACAAUCUUGCAGUAUUAACAUGCUCCAAAAACUGAUAGCGCAAUUUGCUUGUUAGCGAUGAUCCACAUUAUUUAUUAUAUAACAAUAACACUGCUAGAACAUUUUGUAAGCAAGAAGGGCCAUUAUUUCCCGUGUCCACGGGGGCUUUUCAAGCAUUUCCGGAAUUUUAAAAUCUGUAAUAAUUUCCAAAAUGUGAUAAACCUGCAAAUUAUGUGAAAUGUGUAAGUUUUUGGCACAUAUUGACUGCAUUCCUCUUCCAAACUGGUUCCGUUUUGAAUUGAAAUGUUUAAAUCGAAAGCCAAGUGAAACUCCGUUUGUAAAGAUAAAACCAUGAACACUUCUUGUAAACUCGCAAUUUCGCCAAAAAAGUCGUCUCUUUAAAUGGUAACGCAUAAACUGGUAUACUUGAAAAAUAAAUGUUCAGAGAUGGAAAUUUCCAAUCACCAAGUUUCAUUACUUUUAGCGCUGAAAUCAUUACAAACGUAUUCGCCAUCGGUGUAAUCAUCUGGUGCUUCGAGUUUCCAAUUCGAGUCUAGUUUACCAGCAAUUUUAGCCACUCUACGCAUUGCCACACCCUCACACUCGUAUUACAGGUCAUCAAUCAACAGGGUACCGUGUCGAAAUGUAUACAAACUCUCUCUCUCUCUCUCACACACACACACACAUACACGCAGCAUUUUGCUUGUCCACUGUAAAUUUGCCAACCACUCUCUGCGGCCAUGUUUGUGCAGCAUCGCACUUGGCAAUAGUGUUAAUUAACCAUUUAUAAUUCAAUUAAGUCCCGAUAGGGCUGGACGAAAAUCAAUCUUCAUGCUUGCUCGUUUUGUGUUUCUACGAACGCAUUUUUGUAGAAAACGGCGGAGAAAGGAAAUGAUGUUAGAGCUGCUAAGAAGCACAAUAUAUUAAUAAUCAGCAAGAGCUUGUUCGUUUAUCAACAGCA
Molecule: messenger RNA, 3253 nt
Organism: Cloeon dipterum
Lineage: Eukaryota; Metazoa; Arthropoda; Insecta; Ephemeroptera; Baetidae
Exons: 7
Coding region: 325-1155 (276 amino acids)
Source: RefSeq, a predicted model, not a curated record